AGAGCAGCUCCACAGUUUGCAGGCUGCUCCGAUCUAGGCCUCGUUGCCAAUCCUAGGCCAGAGCUGGAGGCAAGUGGCUGAGGGGCCCUCGGGCUGGGCAGGUGGGCAAUGGGAUGGGGGUGGCAGGGACUGGCGUGGCGCCUAGGGCACGUGCCCUGCCUGCCCCCCCCCCCCCAAUUCCGCCUAUGCAUUUAAUGGAGGGCUUCAAAGGCGGAAAUCAGCACCUGGAAGUGAGCCUGGAAAGGCAGUGACAGCCAGCUCUGAUCUUUUACGAUCAGAGUUAUAGGAUCCCCCUUCGGGCAGCGUUAAGAUGGACUGUUUGGCUCUCCGUCACCCCACUCCCUACGCAAACCCCCCCCCCCCGAGCUCUGGUAGUUUAAAGCCAAGUCUUUUCUCUCCUUGAAGCCUUAACUUCAAAUUUCAAAGGGCAGAGACAGGAUUCGGCUCUUUUCAAGGUCCGGCAGUCUGCUCAGGCUCAGAGGCACUGCUGCUUUCCCUGUUUCAUCUGUUCCCUCUAAAGAGAGAGAGGGUUGGACUUUGACCUGGGAGAGCCGAGUUCGAAUUCCGCUUCAGUCAUGGAACUCACCAGGAGACUCUGGACCAGUCACUUAUCUCUCAGCCGAUUCUACCUCACUCACAGACUUGUUGUGGGGAGGAACAGUACCAUGGACACUGCUCUGGACUCCUUGGAAGAACGAGCAGGAUAGCAUUGUCAAUCAAUAAAUGAAGGCAAUGGGCAAGGUCCAAUGGAGAAGGCCAGAUCAAGCCCAGCUUACACUCUCUCUGCACAAUUCCUGUCCGGAAGUGACAAGCUGACCAGGAAUCAGAGCAAAGGAGAAAGGAAGAGAUGAGUCGACUGAAAAGAGGCCGUCUGCUGGCUCCGCCUUUACGAGCGCGAGUUCGGCCAGGGAAGGAGGAGGUUCGCCCAGCAGCUUCCUUGAGACACCGACAGCGAUCAUUGGCUCCACCUCCAUGUGGUCCUCUGCCUCUGACCUCUCCCUUCAGUCCAUCAAAGGGAGGGACAGCAGGGACCACAGCAACCCAGCAGAGGGAGAUCUGCGGAAGCCGCAGCGGGAGCACCAGUGGCCUGGCUCACUGGCGGCAUCCCCCUACCAUCUCCCCGGACCCUUCUUUGGGCCGCUGGCCCCCAGCCGUCCCACUGCGGGCCCCAUGGCCCAAUUGUUUGGCCAUCAAUAUUUGUAUGACAUGCCAAGCCUGCAGCUGCUACAGCUGCCACCUCCAGGGCCGGCAGAGCUCCCACCACUCUUGCAUAGGGUGAGGGAGGCUCCUGGCUAAAGACAUGCCAUGCUUGCCCCCAUCCCUCCUGCUGCAAGAACAUCUCUGGCCCAGCCGGCCAGGGCGGACCCGGCGCGCAAGAGGAAUCUGGUUCUGCUGGCCCACCGGCUGCAAUCAGAAGGCAGCAGCACCACCACUGCCGCUGGGGGGUUCCGCCCAGCCCCACCAGAUCAGCCCAGGAGUGGCAAGCCAACUGACAUUCGACGCACGUCCAGAGUCUUGAUUCCUGCCACUGAGCAGCCACUGGCCAUCCAAAUCAAGGAGCCUGCAACUAAGGAAUCAGAAGGCUUCAGCACCAGUGCUGCCCCAAGAAUGAAGCUCCCAGAGUUGGAACCAUACAGAGCAGGGACCCAAGAGCGCCACCCACCAUCUCCUCCCCAGCUGCAGGGUCGAGGAAUGGCCAAGGGAGGAACAGCCCCGCCCACUGGGGAGAUUCAGCUGCGCCCUAAGGGCCCUCCAAUUCAGAAGAAGCUCCUUGUUCCAAAUCAGCAGUUGCUUCUGGAAUUCCGCUUCCCGCCUCCUCCACCAGAGCAAACCAAAGUGCUCUCCAAGGGAACGGCUUCCCACGGGGUAACCCCACGAGAGAAAGACACCCAAUGUGCCAAGCCAAGGGUGCAACUCUUUGACUUUUUGCCCCCCAUCACCUCGGCGCCCAAAAAGGCAAAGGCCCGCUCAUAUGGGGAGGAGGUGGGCAGGAAACUCAUAUGGGGAGGAGGUGGGCUCAUAUGGGGAGGAGGUGGGCAGAGAACAAUGGAAAGAGGGCAAGGGCAGCAGCGGCAGAGAGCGUGCCAGCACCCAAGGUGCCAUGGGGAAGCCCAAAGGCUGAGGGGGAGGAGAGAUCAGGAGAGACGGCCAAAGCACCCCUGGAUCACAAGGAAGGGAGAACCGCGCAGAAGAUCCCCACUUGCCAUCUGGAGCUGGCCGUCCAACCCCAUCUGCCAAGGAAACCAGCAGGAAUCAUGCCAGGCCAGAAGCUGCUGAAAAUGCCUCAGGUCCUGCCAGGAAGGGGGAAAGCACGGCUGCUACCACCUGAAGCCGAAGCUGGGGACACAAAGAGGAAGAAAGUGGGGACAGAGUCCAGUGGAUCCGCCCAGGUGGAAGGGCCGGCUGUGCCCCCGACUCCGAGGAGCAGCCUGGCCAGAAUGAUGCAGGCCUGCGUGCAGGUGUUCCAUGCCCUGGGCCCCCCGGCAAAAUCCAAGAGUGCAGAGGGACAUCCUGGGCAGAGCGUGCCCAAAAAAAACACCAUCGAUGUCCAUGGGAAGGCCACCAUCGGGAAGCAUAGCCGAGCCUCCACCAAGGCCUUUUGGAGCCCUACCAAGCAGACCAGCGGGGAAGGCACCGCCCAGCUCCAUGGCCAGGCCAGCAGCCAUGCCUAUGGCCAACCUUCCCCCUAGCUCCCUGGCCCACCCACAAUCAAUGCCAGUGUGGUGGCCGCCGUGAUCCCGUCCCUUCAUGCUCCGGCCCUCCUCCCUUGCGCAGGCAAAUACCUUGCGAAUUCACAGUCUUACUGGGAGGACCUUUGGCCAGCCCCAGCCGGCCCCUCAACCACAGCCACAGCCUUGGGGUCCCACACCAACCCACCGACCCUUCCUCCCUGCCCACCAAGCCUCCACAGAGCAUCCGGUCCUUCCACCUGGUCCCCAGAGCACGACAGCAGAGCAGGAGUUUAAUGGGGCCACGUUCAUCCCUUGGAGGAUGCCCCUGGCCGACCUGGAAGUCUCCCAGCCCAUUACGGAGGAGCAACGGCCCGUCCGGGAGCUGAUGCGGCGGCGGGCUCAAAGAGCGAGGGAGGCGGCGGCUCAGUGGACAUCAGCUGGCCGGAAGCAAUAUUUCGUGGAGCGGGAGGAGGAAAUGAACAUCUCCCUUCAGUAUGGCUACCCCAGGCGCCACUGAGAGGCAAAUCUCGUCUCUCGCUGGGUUUCCUCCUAAGCAGCAGGACUCCCCUGUCACUGGAGAUGGCCCGGUGGGGAGAACUCUGACGGGCCCUGCUUCACCCUUCCUCCUGCCGCCCUGAGAGGGAAAGCUGGUCUUCUCCUUCAUGGGCAAUGAUCGGUGCUCUUCUUCCCCUGAUUGCUGCUGGCAGGGGGCAGGAAGGGACUCCUGGGCUUUUGGUGGCUGGAGGGAUGGUGGAUUUGGGUCAGGGAUGCAGUUGCAGCAGAAUAUUUCUACAUUUGGGCUUUGGAGGCCUGCUGUAGGUUGACAAACUGCCUGACAAAUCAUAGCUCUGUCAGAAGCAGCCUUUGAAAAGGGGACGGGGCAAUUAAACCCCUUCCUAAAAGGGGCCGUCCUUUCACUUCCUCCUUCAGCCGACCCUUGAAGGGUCCAAAGAAGGCUCCAACAUUCCUGGAUUCCAUUCUUGAUCGCAGCACCUUUUAAACAGCGGGGAGAAAAGCUGUGGCUGUAGUUCUCUCUAUUAUAAGCUGUUUUUGUGAUCUCAGGGCUUCCCAAUUCACUUUCUUCAACCUCUCAUGUUUCUUGAGUCUAUUUUAUGUUUGCAAUGAAUGAAAAGAAUUCAGCUUACUCACAGUAUAUUACAGCUCCCCCCCCCAUAUGAUCGUAAGCUUAUAUAACUUCAUUUUUAAAAUCGGUAAAUCUUAACAUUUUACGUGUUAUCGUCUGGUGUUGAUAAUUUUUAAAUGAUGUUGUUUUAACAUUAGUACAGAUUGGGUUGAGGUAUAGAGGUUAAGGCUAGAGUUCUGCAUCUUCAUUGAUCAGAAUAUUUCUUUCUUUUGUAUUUUGCUUAGGUCCUUUUGUGAAGAGCCAGACAAGCUGCCCCCAAGAAAGAGAAGCAAGCCACACAGAAUGCCCCUCCCCUUUGCCUCGUGCAGAGGGGAGGGCGUUUGUCCCAGCCACGCUCCGCAGGAGGCCCCAAAGGCACCUGAUUGGCCCGUUCAGUUUUGGGGACGGGGCUUUGGCCCUUGAUGGGUUUUCCCCGCCCCCGCUCUUCAGUUUGGGCCGAGCAUUCGUGGAGGAAGGAGCUCUUUCAUAGAGCUCCUUCAAGGCCUGAACUGGAGCGGGCGGGGAGGGGGUAGCGCCCGAGGAUCGGAUGAGUGGCGUAUUUCGGUGGGUAGCAUCGACCUGCCGAGUGGCGGCUUCCCCGGACAUCAGUGGCCGUUUUAGCGGCCUGCGGGGGCAUCGGACUGCGGCUGGAGUGCAUCGGCCCCGGGGCGGCGGCAUCUUAGGGGCUUGGGGCCCUUGGUUUGUACGGGUUGGGCCUUCCUGGCCUGGGGCGUAUUGGGCGGCCUACCUGGGCGGGACUGGUGGCUGCUCCGAUUGGUGGCACUUAUUUGGGGCCCUGCCGCUCCCUGCUGUUGGGUGGGGGUGUUGGUUGGCCUUGGGGUUACUGGCAUUUUUCGUGGCCCUCUUCUCUUCAGUUGGCUUCUUUGGGGGUCUCUCAGGAGGGCAGUGAGUGGCUCUCUGGGCACUCUUCUCUCCACGCCUAUUGUGUUGUUUUGCCCGUGGGGUUUUUUGGGUUGUUUUUGGUGGCAUUGGGGGGUUGGUUAUUCUGGGCCCCUGCAAUUCGCCCACAUGCCUAGGAAAGCCAAGGAGAAAACCGUUGGUCGGCCUAUCAGGCAGCCCAAGCGGCCUGCACCUCCACCUUCUUCCUCUGAUGAGGAUGAUGAGGAGAUGGUUCUAAUCAGAGGCCUGAUCAACAGGAUGGAGAAGGCCAAGGCUUCCAUUCUGUUGGAAGCAAGGGGGCUGGCCCGUCUGGAGCGCCGAAGAAAGUUCCUUGACGCACGCGUGGUGCUGCUAGAACACAGUUAUGAAAAUCUAUCUCUGACAGGUUUGGAGCUCUUGAAAAGGGCAAGGGCCCGCCCGGCCCAGUGCUGCCUGCAGAGCCGGCUGAUCCUGUAUUGCUAGUGCCUGGUGUUCCCGUUUCUGCGAUGCCUUCUCCUGAGGUUCUGGAAUCCCCGCUGCCAUUGGAUCCCCCCCCCCGUGGAUCCAUCUUUGUCUCCGCCCCCGGGUGCUGGCGGAGCGGCGGCUCCUGUUCACGUCCUGGUUUGCGGCCAUUCGUCGGUCUUUGGAGCCUUCAAGAGGGCCAGCUCCUCCCAUUGGGGCACCCAGUUGGGUUUUGGAAAGCGUGCUUCAGUUUCUUGGUUGGGUAGGAGGGGCAAGUUAUGGAGACAGUUGCUCCCUGCCAUUUGGGAUGAUUGAGCUAGGUUCCCUGGGCCUGAUGUCAUUGUGAUUCACUUGGGGGGAAACGAUUUGGGCAGGCGGACUGGUCUCUCUCUUAUUAUUAUUAUUUCCCCGCCCCAGCUCUUCCGUUUGGGCCAAGCAUCCCCCUCCCUCCCUUCCCUGGAGCAGAGCGGGUCUAGUGACUGGUCGCCCUUCUGGGGCCGAGUAGGAAUUUUUGGCUCUCAACGCAUUGGCCACUGUUGGGUUUUUUUCCGCCUACUCCGUUCUGCGUUUGGGGUUUGAGUUAGAAUUAGGCUGGUCACUCUGGCAGGAACAGUGCGGGCUGGGUGGUAGUUUGAGGGAUAGAACAUGGGUGAAACCCUUGGAUAUUUAAGAGGUGGAUUGGCAAUCACUCCCUUGCGGUUUGUGCGGCCCAGGGGGGAAGAGUUUGCCAUGAAACCAGCUUCAGGGCUUCACCAACCCUUGGGCUGAGCGGUCCGGGGUGGGUGAAGGUCUAGAAGUAUCCAGACCCUCUUUCUUAAAGGGUUGGCCUUGAAGGAAUUGGGCAGCUUUUACCUGCCUGUUUCCUGAGCCAGGGUGUGUCACCCUCGAAGGUGCAGGGAAGGGCAAGGAGCCCUAACCCGGCCUUCUUAGGCCCGCACUGUUGUUUUGGGGUGAUUAAUCUCCUUUGAUCCAGUCCGCCAUGCUUGGUUGUUAUUGUUUAAUAAAGUUGUGGCCCUUUUCA
This is a messenger RNA of Hemicordylus capensis (graceful crag lizard), 6157 nucleotides long. RefSeq lists its product as uncharacterized. The transcript has 5 exons. Bases 1306 to 2277 code for a protein of 323 amino acids. Lineage: Eukaryota; Metazoa; Chordata; Lepidosauria; Squamata; Cordylidae. The record is from RefSeq and is a predicted model, not a curated record.